AUGUCAGACGGUUCACGCCUUCGAGAAUCUUGGAAUGAUGCCUUUACCGAAGCAGAAGCCCACUUUCGCAAGCUACUUUCGGCCAACGACUGGAAGCGGGUGCAGAGCCCCAGCGACAGCGCCUCGACGAGGAAGGGCAAGACUCGAACCUAUGCGGCUCCAGAACUUGCGGACGUAGCACUGUACAGGAAGGCAACAAAGUCCGGCCAAGAUGUGUACCGCGUAGUACUCGAUGUCCCCGUACCAGCAGGCGAAGUCCCGUCGCUCGAGCCCUGGAAGGCCCUCCUCACCACCCCGGAGCUUCGGCAGGAAUGGGAUCCAUCUGUGGAGGAGGCGCAUCUAGUCGAGCUGCUGGAUCAGAACACGCGGAUUUCAAAGACCAACUUUACCCUGGGGUGGCCUGCAAACCCGAGGGAUGCCGUUACUAUAUCCCGGUCAUUCCACGACGCCUCGACGUUCAUUGACAUCUCGACGUCGUUGCCCCGUUCUCCUGACGAGCCAGCCUACCUUCGCCCUUCGCCUCCCUACGUGCGGUCCCACGUCUCCUUAUUCGCCUGGUGCAUCCAGCAUAUCACCCCGCAGCCGCCUUCCGCGGAAGCGUCGUCGUCAUCGUCGAAACGCCGGGACUCCUCAGGUCCGCGGAUGCGCGCCACCUGCUUCUGGCAGCAUGACCUCCGCGCAAUGUGGAACUUUGGCGCGCCGUCAAGUCUCCCGCAGCAGCUGUGUACGAUGACGCUCGGGCUGCUCAAGUCGAUCAAGAAGCGGGGGGCUCGUAUCGCGAAGCUGUCGGCUUUCGGGAAUGGUGUCAGCAUCGAGCGGAUGCGGUUUCAGGUUGAUAGGGAGGCUCUGACAAUCGAGUACGCUAUUGUACCGGAGGAUGAGCAAUCUGCGCCGCCGCAAGGGUUAGACGAACUGCAUGCGGCAAGAGAACAGCGACGACUGACUCGAUCGCUAGAGUGUAUUCUACCUUCGUCAGACGGCUGGGACGUUCAGUUGACUACGAAAGCAUCAUCGGAGGAUGUGGAAAGACUGCCCUGGUCAGUUCAUGCCAGCAAGACUGCUUCGAACACAGAUCCUGCGCUUCGCGACCAGAUUCGACUUCGGUUUUCGCAUGCACCUCUUAUAGAUGACCAUUCCGUUCUCAAAGUCAAGAUUGUACUUGAAGUAUCAGGCCCAUCGAGUGGGUUACGGCUUAACGGUUUACCUCAGCCAAUCGAAGAAAUUGAAGAACGAGACCCGUCCUCGUAUAUCACCCCGCAACCCAUUCUGCGGGACGUUUCAAGCGCUACGGACCUCAGCAUGAACGUGACGGCGUCCUCUACCCAUACUAGUCAAAGCUCGAUAUCUACAACCGUCUCUCCCCGAGCAUCGGGCGACCGACCUGCUGCUGCCGAAAAGUCCAUCCUGUCCCGCGUAAAACGCAAUUAUAUCUACUUUUCUUCGUUAUUGCAGGAACCCGAAGCUAAGUGGCGCAGGACUACGGAAGGGCGUGGUGUGUCUAUUACACAGCUGGAUUCCAUUGACCCUACACUUGUGGUAUAUCGCGCGGAAGCUACUUUCGUGGGAGUUGGAAUAUGGGAUCUAUACGGCGCGCUGGUGUCGCCAGGUGCACGGUCGUACUGGGACAAGCAAUACGAGGAUGCUGCACUCCUGGAAGAUGUGAAUGAACUGACGGAGUUGUGGCAUUUCAAGAGUAAACCUGCCUGGCCGGCAAAUGGGCGCGAUUGCGUCGUGCUCAAGACCGUCUAUAAAUCACCCACGGCUAUCCACGUCUUCGCCUUUUCAGCGGACGAACCACAUUUGUUCCCUAAUAUCCCGCCUGUAGACGCCAACAUCAUACGCACGCAGGUCGACUUGCAGGGUUGGGCUAUAGAAGCGCUGUCCCCAUCUACGACGCUCCUGACAUUGCUGGAGCAAUCUGACCCGAAAGGAUGGACGAACAAGACAUCUAUUCCCAACCAGAUGAUAAAUGCAUUGGCUGGCAUCGGGGAAUUUGCUAUCAAAUGCGGGGGUCCUCCCGUCCUUACGCGGUUGUCGGGCGCGAAGUCCAUCGACUCGAGGUAUGAUCACGAGCGACUGAGCUUCCGACUUCAGUACGAGCCGUCGAGGAAGCGGAUUGGUGCGGAGAAGGGCGACGAUGUAGUGAAUAGCGCUUCGCCGGAGUGCGAAAUUCGAUGCGAUGUCGAUACGUGGGCGUCCUCGCUGGACGUGGUCGUCGAUCCGCCGCCGCAUUCCAUCUCGUGUUUGCGGCGACACCGGCUUUCCAUGGAGGGCGGGGGGUUGUGGCUGACUUUGUCGCAUGAUGCGAUGCCGGUUGAUGAUGAACGGCUGUUGGUUAUCGUUCGCAAGGGGCCGGGGAAGGAGAAGGGGGUGGUAAUGGUCAACGGCGCGAAGAUCAACGUGGAUGUGGAUGAGCUUACGGAGGACGAAAUCAAGGCUCUGGGGAAGAAGAAGCGCGUCAAACCUACACGCGUACCGCUCGACCAGCCCCCUGUAAUGGGUGUCAUUCGAAAUCGCCGUGCGGAGUGGGACGCAAACUCUGAGACGACGCCUCCUGAGGGUAGCAGCCCCGCCUCGUCGGACUGGGCGUCCGCGCCGAAGAUUUCGAGUCCUCUAGCAAGGUUCCUCAGCUAUGCCGUAGAGCAAGCUACAGCUACGACACAUCAGUAUGUCUCUGCUAUCGCGCCUACGAGUGCCUACGCCGACAAUGCUGUACCGUCCUCAUCCAAGAUGCCUAUGCAAUACGCUUUGGAUGCGCUCGCGUGGAUACAGGACUCCCAUUCUAGGUCCAAUGAUGACUGGACGCUAGUCAGCGACAAAGGCAUCACGAUUCGCAAACGCAUGGCGCCCGAGAUAUCGCCCACAAUCCCCGUUCACAAGGGCGAGAAAGUCAUCGAAGGCGUCUGCGCCGAAGAGUUGUACCCGAUUAUCAACUCCUCUGAUUGUCGGAAGAAGUGGGAUGACCGCUUUGAUUCGGUGCAUACCCUGGAAUCGUUCGGGGCGCAAGCGAGUACUGCGUUUGCGACGUACAAGGCGGGAUUCCCGUUUAGGGAUCGAGGGUUCUAUCUCGCGUCGGUCAUGUCCCGUUCUACUCUACCUUCUCUCUCUCGUCGGUCCACGACGGAUGUGAACGAGACCUCGAAUGGGACUAAGAACGCGAUAUUCUGCGUCUCUGCCUCGUUCAGCCCUCAAUCAGUUGCUGGAUUCAGCGCUGCAAAGUUUAAUCCGUCCACAUUGCCCAUCGGCCGCGUGUUCAUUGACGCAUGGGUGCUCGAAACUCUUGACCCUUAUACGAAGGAAAACUACGCUAUACCGUCAACGAGAUGCACGAGAAUCACGGCGGUGGAUUUUGCGGGAGCGAUUCCCGUCGCUGUGAACUCGAUGGUUAACGCGAUGUUACCGAGAAAUAUCCUUUCGUUAGAGGCCUACGUCAAAGCUUCGACGGUCUGGCCUAUAACACGGCUGCCUUCUCCCGGGUUCAUUGUGACUGACCGGAAGCCAGACGAUCUAAUAGCGGGCCUCAGCGUGUCGUCGAGUUCAUGGAAGCUACGCAAGCGGGAUGAAAUUAGGACGCUUCUGGAUACGUCGUACACUGCGGCCUCGAGGGAGUACAAGAGUCUGAUCACGAUCAACCUCACGCAGCAUCAUUCACCCAGGUCGCCCACUGUGAAGCCUGAUUCUAGCCAGCUCCGUUCUCCUCCUUCCAUGGCUUUGGAAAUCUCUGAUCCCGCUACGUAUCAGAAGCUCUUCCCUGAGGACGAGUCGCACGAGCCAGAGGCAAUUUCAAGAGGCAACGAUUCUCCCGAGUCGGGCUCGAGGACAGGAAGUAUCAGAACUAAGACACCACCUGAAUUGACGACUCCCUCUGCGAUACGCCAUGCAAAGACGUUUUCCGUAUCCACUCCCCCGAGCACCUCUACCUCCUCCCUACCAUCUAAAUCUCCAUCCCCCAAACCACUCUCCCCUCCGCCUAGCACGACAUCCUCCCGUCUGACCGUCCGAGGAAGGACGUCUACGUCAGCGUUUACAGUUAAGGGAGAAGUCCGGCCUCCUGCUGAUAUCUUAGCCGGGGAAAUUAUUGUCGACUCGAAACUAUACCCUGAAGGGUACUCCGUCAAUUUUCAGUCGCGGAUACAUGCGAAAGGGGAGGCCAUAAGUCUCGAUGAUUUUUACGCUACGUCCUCUCCUUCCCCUUCCCCUCCAUCGUCAUCACCUGCAUCAUCACCACCACCGCCACCAUCAGACCUCCCACUCACCGUCUCAGUAUACACGCUCCCUCCAUCACCACUGCACCCAUCUACGCUUUCCGAUGAACCCUCUUCUUCUCAACCUCGACAUCUUGUUAGGUUCACCCUCCCCACGGCGAAAUACGAGAUGCAAGUGAGCACCGUUAUCGACCCACUCACUGGAGAAGUGCGCGAGGCGAAGGAGGUUCCUGAGUGGCUCGCCAGGCUCAGGCAAGGCGAUAUAGCGGUAGUGUCCUUUGGUAUAAAGCCCUUGCUGCUGAAAGAUAGUGUGUCGGCGAGUUCUACCACUGUUCCAAAGACACCCUCUGUUAGUCACGAGAAGAACAAGGUCGAGGUCGACGGCGUUGGGGUUCCUGUCUUGGAUGAGAUGGCAUCUCUUCGGAGUAUUGGACGGGACGAUCUUUUGGAUGAUAGAACCGGGAAGACAUGUCUCUUGGUUAGAGUACCUGCUGAUGCGGAAUCGUUAACGCUGCCUCCUGAGUUCCAGUCACCGAUAGCUGUGGCCUCGCGAUUCUUGGAUGACGUUGUAUCAAAUGCAACCUCCCCCAUGAGCGCCGACGGCUCUGCGCCCUUGACACCCUCCACGGAAGAUGCUAGCAAACUGGAAGGUGAUGGAAGCGGUAAUGUGACUGAGAAGGAGGAGGAUGUGCCACAACAACCCCAGUCAGGCGCGAAGCCUCUGGGACGCACGCCCUCAGGUCUCAUGGGAUUUUUGAACUCGUAUCAAAACCCCUGGUCGCGCUUUGCCUACUCCAAGACAACUCCUACCUCCACGCAGCCGACCCCGAAAUCAGAAGACGCUCCUUCCGAAGAGCACAGAAUCCCCGGAAGCCUCCCCUUGGCUACCACCACCGCCCGAUCCAUCCGCACCCAGCGGACCUACCCUCUAUCUACGGUGAUCAUAGUUGCCUUAAUCGCUUUCUUAAUUGGUUCCUUGCUUCGUUCAUUGUUGUCUCCAGCCGACUUUGUCCUUGUCCCCGACACUUCUUCAGACUUCAGUGCGGUGCCAGUCGUUGGGCCCGAGAUCGGGCACGGUGCGCAUCCCAAAGAGGCGUGGCGUGAGCUGAGGAGGCUGUUCGAGCUCAAGUACAUAUUCGGGGGCUGGGAUUUCCAGAUUGCUAUGGUGAGGAGACAUUAA
Molecule: messenger RNA, 5385 nt
Organism: Pleurotus ostreatus (oyster mushroom)
Lineage: Eukaryota; Fungi; Basidiomycota; Agaricomycetes; Agaricales; Pleurotaceae
Exons: 8
Coding region: 1-5385 (1794 amino acids)
Molecular function (GO): lipid binding
Source: RefSeq, a predicted model, not a curated record